ACAAAAGAUGAGCGUGAUGUGGCAUAGCACUGUGUUGCCAGGACGUAACACACGUCGGGCAAGGCUGCAGUGGAGUGACGGCAUCCUGGUCGGUGAGCUGCGUCUGCGUAGGUACAGAUGUGUCCGCCUUGAUGGCAAUCGCUAAUGCGGUGCAGGCGACGGCGCCGUCGGAUCGCCCCAUCAAGUGCCCAUUGUGCCAGAGCAUCAUCAAGCAGGCACGCAAUCUCCGGCGCCAUGUGUUCAAGCGGCACUUGCCCGCCGCCAAGCGAGGUGAGAUCACGGAGGCGGACGUGAAGAACGUGCUGGAGCGCAAGUUGAAGGCCAUCACUGUCACGCCGCUCACGGAGGAGGAGCUGCGGGCGGUGCAACAGCGGACCCGUCGCAAAGGCAUGAAGACACCCCGCAAGAAGAAGGGCGUCGCCUCCUUGCCGGACGGUGUCAAUGGGUCGAACAUUAAUGAAUCAGAGGUGACAAUACGCAAGCUUCCCCAAAAGAAAGACAAAAAGGAUAAGGUAGGAGGGAUAACAGGCUUGUCUAGCACAUCCACUAACUUAACCGGAGAAACCAGUCGCGAGGGCCGAGAGGACAUCUUGCAGGAGGCUCUGGCCGCAAGGGACAAAGAUAUAGCUCCUCAAGAUGAGGUCAUGGACUUGGCUACGACCCAGCAGCAGUUGCCCCCCAUCUCGGUGGUCGUGUCUCACAGUGGCCAUUCUGGGGUGCAGGUAGGAACCCAGCCCAUGUCUCUCACUGUGACACAGACUGCAGGGGGCGUUCAUGCCAGGAUACCCGCCGAGGCAGCACUGGGAGCAGGGGUACGCUUGCAGGCUGACUCCCCAUUGCCUCUCCACCGUGACCUUCCCACGAUGCCGCCGAUGGCAUUUGAACCACAGGUCACCAUCAGUGAAGGUAUGGUGACUUAUCACACCACCUCCCCCUCCCAAGUUCUGACCCAGACCACUUCUUCCUCCCCGUCGGCGUCGGGUUAUACUCCAGCCUCGUAUUGGUCCCCUCCAGGAGUCGCAGGCCUUCCAGCAGGUACUUUCCAGCCUCACCAGAGUGUGUUCGCUCCAGCGCACUCGGAGUACUUCGCUGCGGGCGUGCACAUGGCACGGCCUGCCUCGCUCGAGCGCAUGCAGCAGCACCGACGCAAACCCUACCAGUGAAAGUUUCCUUGGUCUUUGUUUCGGUAUUAGUGAAACAAGAGAGUUCUUAGGCCUCCUGCAGCAGGGGUGAUCAGGGUUUCCUGCAGAUUCAAGACAACAAGAAGGGCAGUGUGCUGACCCUCGAGAAAGCAGGUUUGAGGGGUCACGGUAGCUGUGCCCCGAACACCACUAUGUCAGCCUUCAGUAGAUAUGAGUCUGUGCGUCCAUCUGCAACAGAUAGACUCUUAGGUGAUUAUGCAUGCAGCCUCCCACCACCACGAAUUAAUCAAAGUUAUCUUUGCUGAUUUGUAAAAAAAAAAAUGAAAAAAUGGUUAUUCGUGCAGAUCAUAAUCGGGUAGGAAAAGCUGUUGUAACCGUAGCAGUUCCAGUACGUUUCCGUGACGGGAUGGGAAAUCCUACGGAAUUAGUCACCAUUGCAAAAAAAAAAAAAAAAAAAAAAAAAAAAAAAAAAAAAA
Molecule: messenger RNA, 1618 nt
Organism: Penaeus vannamei (Pacific white shrimp)
Lineage: Eukaryota; Metazoa; Arthropoda; Malacostraca; Decapoda; Penaeidae
Source: RefSeq, a predicted model, not a curated record